CAGCAAUAAGGCUCUACAUCACGCUUCAGACAAAUUAAGCGCAGCCCACACUCCUCUUCUCUUCUUCACUGAAGCGGCGGACAAAGACGGAGGAAUCAAGAGUUUGAACAACUGGUACGCUAACCAUGGAAGACUCCUACCUAUCCCGUGACAAUGACGAUCCAGAUCAGACUCACAAUGGUUAGAGUAUUGAACUUCUCUUUUAUACUAUAUGAUAUGAUAUGAUUUGGUUAGUAGCAUGAAUAUGGCUUGGAUGUGUUAUGAUUAUAAUUGAUGCAAAUCUAAACAAGGGGAGGGUGGCACACAAAAUGAAGAUUGAUCGUACUCGUAGAAGUUGGUCUCCUCGUGAAGAGGAGGUGCUACUGUCAACCAUGAAGGGUCUCGUUGUCACUGGAUGGAAAGCGGAUAACGGUUUCUGUGGCGGCUACCUGUCUCGUAUUAUGGAGGCGUUGAAGCGUGAAUUCCCUCGUACUGACUUGAAGACAAGCCCCCAUAUCACAUCCAAGAUUUCCCAAUGGAAAAAAAGUUACAACUCUCUUUGUGGAAUCCUCGGACGAAGCGGUGUAGGCUUCAACCUGCAUAAUGACUACAAGAUUGACUGUGACGACGACCAAUGGGAACAAAUCAUUACGGCGGAUAAGGAAGCCCGCAACAUGCGUUUCAAGUCAUGGCCUAUGUGGGAUGCAUGGAAGGAGAUAUUUGGAAAAGAUCGUGCCGUAGGCACUACUGCUGCGGAUCUGGGUGAAAUGUCUAAAGAAGUUUGCUCAACUGGUGUCCCAUUCUUGAAAAUGGAGACAGUGAGUAUGUUGCAAGUACUGGUGCACCUUCUGGUGCCAAUCCACAAAAUACUAAGAGCUCUCCUCAAGGCUUGGAUCAAACUGCAAGUGACAAUGAUAAUGAAACUCAGUCAGCUCAGAAAAAGAAUAAGAAGAUUAAGGUUGUUGAUAGGUCUGAUAUCCUUCUGGAGAUGCUUGCUAAAAGCAAUGAAAACAUUAACUCAAGGCUUGAUAAGUUGACCAAUAGGAUUGGCUAUGAGUUUGAUGUUAACAAAGCAAGGAAGGAAGUUUUUCCAAUUCUCAGAGAUAUUCAAGGCCUCACUCUUGGGCAACAGCUUGAUGCCGCUGGGAUAAUUCUUGAGAAGGUGCAGUGCUUGGACUUGUUCAUGUCUCUUCCGGAAGCUUUUCGUCAUACGUACGUGGUGCGUAUGUUGGAGAAACACACCUGAUGCAAGGAUGUAGGUGAUGACCUACUGUGUUAUUUUGUGUAACAAGAACAUGUACUCUUGUUUGUAAUUUGCUUUUGGUAUGUAAGCCUAAAACAUUGGCAUUCUAGUAAUCUGUAAUCCUCCAACUCCAUUGUUGCUUUUGGUGUGUAAGCCUAAAACAUUGGCAUUCUAGUUUUGUUGGAGUUGAUGUAAUUACAGAAUUUAGAAAAUGUCAACAUCGUUUGAUAAUAUCUGAUCUGCAUGUAACAUCUAUUAUUAUUUUGAUAAUCAUGAUCUUGAUUCUGUGUC
Messenger RNA from Salvia splendens (bonfire salvia), 1513 nucleotides. RefSeq lists its product as uncharacterized. Lineage: Eukaryota; Viridiplantae; Streptophyta; Magnoliopsida; Lamiales; Lamiaceae. The coding region runs from base 261 to 1016 and encodes 251 amino acids. The record is from RefSeq and is a predicted model, not a curated record. The transcript has 3 exons.